This is a messenger RNA of Haliotis rubra (blacklip abalone), 1547 nucleotides long. RefSeq lists its product as uncharacterized. NCBI's taxonomy places the organism in Eukaryota, Metazoa, Mollusca, Gastropoda, Lepetellida, Haliotidae. Bases 77 to 1252 code for a protein of 391 amino acids. The record is from RefSeq and is a predicted model, not a curated record. The transcript has 10 exons.
CAGAUUCCCAACCCAGUGACACUGACAGAUGAUGGAGUGAUACUCAUACAAGCCUGCACUGGACGAUUCCUCCUCAAUGUCAGAGGUGCCUCACUACAGGAUGAGGAACAUCACAGUCCUGGCUGCUGCUGCGAUGACGAUAGUGUCCUCAGCUACGAGUGUCACUGGAAGUUUCUUCACAUUGGACUGUGUGAGCAGGGACCUGGCCUUCCUUUGUACAGACACCGCCGAUUAUGACGUUGCAUUGCCCCCAGGAUGCAACGCGGUAGGGACAGGGGGCAACUAUAGCCUCACAACACACUGCUUCGGCGACACGAAAGUCUUUGUGGUCUUCCGUAAACUGAACGAUACCUCCUACCAUCUGACCGGGGGCAGAGGCACGAGGUUAUUCACCGUUACCUGUGAGGAGAAGCUCACGCAAGAUGGGGCACCUGCAACUGUAACAACAGUCGUCAACGUACACGCAGAUGCUACCAACGAUCAUCUGCAUGUACAUGUGCCGGUAUCUGGGCUGACGAUGUUGGUAACGACUGACGAUCCGGCGGAGUCGUCAGCAGAUCUGCACCCUGUGACAGGGGAGGUUAACCUGGGCCAGAAGAUGUUCCUUGUCAUCAGAUCAAAGAAAUCAGGUCAAGGUCAGUUCUUCCUACCUCGUCAUUGCAUAGCCAAGUCAGGCCCUCCCCUAAACCUUACACUCCCUCUGUGGAACGAUACGUCAACACACAGUCACUGCAUCGACCACCCCAGCCUUGCUGACGAGUUCACCGUCUAUAGAAACGGCAGACACGGCUACAACCUGGCGUUUCUUCCAGUCUACGCAUUCUACUUCCAGCAGUUGUACGUCCACAACAACGUCGUCACCUACACCUGCUCCGUCACCGUGUGUCCAGACACUGCAGGACCAGGACACUGUAACCAGGAAUUACAGCGACUAUCUUCCAACAAAACACAGUGCAUCAAGCAGGGACUAGCGACUGCACGGAAACGUCGUGAAGUGGAGUCGACGUCAACAUCGCACACGACGACCCUGUCAGUUACAGUCAGAAUAAGUAACUUCAACCUUGGCCAGGCGAAGGAAGGGUCGUCGUCGUCAGGUGUUGUAAUCAUCGCAGCAACAGGCGGCGUUGUAGUUUCGGUCAUCGUCAUCGUCGUGGUGUGUGCAGUGAUGCGGAUGGUGGUGACAAGACGUCGAAACAAGCAUAAAGGACGUUUACAACGACCAGAAUCUGGGACAGAACUGAGAAAAUUCUGAAUACAGGAAGUCACAGUAUUAAUGUACGUUUUUGUCUGAAGAACAAGCCAAGACCCUUUGUUGUAUUGCUCAGGGUGCCGUUGUACAAAACGAUCUUAGCGCUAAGGUGAUCGUAACUCCCAUACAACACCAUGGUCUUACGACUGGCGCACCGCUAAGGCUGCUAUGUACAACGGCACUCAGAACCACAAUGCAGAGAAAGAAACAAAGAUGUUGUCAGCAUUGUGUCAGAAAACUAGACGAACCAGCAUUGAAAUUGCUAUAUCAUGUGCUAUUAAAACAAUGUCCGUCAGAA